AUGGAAACUUUAUAUCACCAAACAAACAAAUUAGUUCAAGAGACACAACAUCUUUUCUCGCUGCUUGAAAAGAAAACGCCUAACCUAGACCUUAAAGAAAUAGAAAACAGCAUAGAAUCAAAAAUAAACCUCAUCAACAGUAAUUGUGAAAGAUUGGAUGUAUUGUGCCUCAAAGGACCUAUAUUUCAAAGGCAAAAUGCUAAAAUGCGUGUAGAUCAACUAAAGUAUGAUAGUCGUCAUCUCACAGCUGCUUUAAACUCUUGGCGGAACAAAAUGCUUAAAAAGCAAAGAGAAGAAGCUGAAAGGGAAGCAUUAUUGUCUAGGACAUUUACCACAAAUGAUCAUGUUGAUAUUAUGAUAGAUCAUAAUGUACAACACAACUAUAGUUUAAAAAAUGCAAUUGGUGGUGUAGAUGAUCUCCUUCAAAGUGGCAGUAGCAUCUUGGACAGUUUGAGAUCACAAAGAAUAACUUUGAAAGGGGCUCACAAGAAACUGAUAGACAUUGGAAAUACACUAGGACUUUCAAAAACGACAAUGAGAUUAAUAGAGCAAAGAGCAAGACAGGAUGGAUUUAUCCUAGUUGGCGGAAUGUUGUUCACAUGCCUUAUUAUAAUUUUAGUCAUAAUUUAUCUUACAUAG
Molecule: messenger RNA, 639 nt
Organism: Heterotrigona itama
Lineage: Eukaryota; Metazoa; Arthropoda; Insecta; Hymenoptera; Apidae
Source: the annotation of a GenBank genome assembly